GGUCCGUCCGCCCCGGCGGCCCCGGGGACAUGGUGCCGGGAUGGCCCGGCCCGCCGAGACCUUCCCGCUGCACCGGCUCGUCUGGCACAACCGGCACCAGGCGCUGGACAGCGCCCUGCGCGCGGGGACGCACGACGUGGAGCUGACAGACCCACGUGGCCGGACGCCCCUGGAGCUGGCCGUGUCUCUGGGCCACCUGGAGUCAGUGCGGGUGUUGCUGAGGCACAACGCCAACGUGGGCCGGGAGAAUGCCAACGGAUGGACGGUGCUUCAGGAGGCGGUGAGCACGGGGGACCCCGAGAUGGUGCAGCUGGUGCUACAGUACCGUGACUACCAGCGGGCAACGCGGCGCCUCGCCGGCAUCCCCGAGCUACUCAGCAAACUGCGGCGGGCAUCCGACUUCUACGUGGAGAUGAAGUGGGAGUUCACAAGCUGGGUGCCCCUGGUGUCCAAGGUGUGUCCCAGUGACGUGUACCGAGUGUGGAAGCGCGGGGAGAGCCUGCGGGUGGACACCACCCUGCUGGGCUUCGAGCACAUGACGUGGCAGCGCGGCCGCCGCAGCUACAUCUUCAAGGGGGAAGAUGAAGGGGCCGUGGUGAUGGAGGUGGACCACGACAAGCAGGUGGUGUACACGGAGACGCUGGCACUGGCCCUGCACGAGCCUGAGCUGCUGCUGGCCGCCAUGCAGCCCACCGAGGAGCACGUGGCCGGCCGGCUCACCUCACCCAUCGUCUCCACACACCUGGACACCCGGAAUAUCGCCUUCGAGAGGAACAAGUCUGGGAUCUGGGGCUGGCGAUCAGAGAAGAUGGAGAUGGUCAGUGGCUACGAGGCCAAGGUGUACAGUGCCAGCAACGUGGAGCUGGUCACCAAGACCAGGACGGAGCAUCUCUCUGACCAGGACAAGUCACGCAGCAAAGGCUCCAAGACCCCCUUCCACUCCUUCCUGGGCAUCGCACAGCAGCACGGCACCCACAAUGGGACACCUGUCCUGCAGGCUGCCAGCCCCACCAACCCCACAGCCAUCACCCCCGAGGAGUAUUUUGACCCCCACUUCGACCUGGAGACCCGCAACAUUGGGCGCCCCAUCGAGAUGUCCAGCAAGGUGCAGAGGUUCAAGGCGACGUUGUGGCUGUGCGAGCAGCACCCACUGUCACUGGCGGAGCAGGUGACGCCCAUCAUUGACCUCAUGGCCAUCUCCAACGCCCACUUUGCCAAACUGCGUGACUUCAUCACCCUCAAGCUGCCCCCUGGCUUCCCCGUCAAGAUCGAGAUCCCCCUGUUCCACGUGCUCAACGCCCGCAUCACCUUCAGCAACCUGUGUGGGUGUGACCAGCCGCUGGGCUCCGUGCGGAUCUGUGCCCCUCAGGAGCCCUCCGCAUGGCCGUUCCCGUGUGAGGUGGAGGCGGGAGUGUUCGAGGUGCCAGCAGGGUACACGGUGCUGGGCGCAGGGCGCAGCGAGCCCCUGCGGGAUGAGGACGAUGAUCUGCUUCAGUUCGCCAUCCAGCAGAGCCUGCUGGACGCCGGCACCGAGACCGACCAGGUGACCAUCUGGGAGGCGCUGACCAACACCCGCCCCGGCGCGGAGCCGCCGCCCUACGAUGAGGACCUGCAGCUGGAAAGGGCCCUGCAGGAGAGCAUGCUGCUGCAGGCUGGGCCCAGCGCGGAGCCCCCGGCCGCCGGGAGCCCCCCCGGAGCGGGCGGCGGGAGCCCCCCGGGCCCCCCCGGGUACGGCAGCUUCGCGGAGCAGCUGCGCCUGGCCAUGGCGCUGUCGGAGCGGGAGCAGGAGGAGCGGGAGCGGCGGCGGAGGGAGGAGGAUGAGGAGCUCCAGCGCAUCCUGCGCCUCUCCCUCACCGAGAAGUAG
Molecule: messenger RNA, 1864 nt
Organism: Sturnus vulgaris (Common starling)
Lineage: Eukaryota; Metazoa; Chordata; Aves; Passeriformes; Sturnidae
Source: RefSeq, a predicted model, not a curated record